CCAAGGCAUUUCGUAAAAGGGACUUAAAAAAAAAAAAUACUGAGAAGACAAGAGGUCUGAAGAGCAUCUACUUCAAACACUCAUUAAUUGAGCCUGGUAAAUGAUAACCCCUUUGUGACUACUGUUUGUCGGAUGUUUCUGCAGAUAUCCAUCCUUGGCAAGAUGUCAGAAGAACCUUUCCCUGGGGUGAUUGAAGAGACAAGCCCCCUUUACCUUGAGAGGUGGGAGGGACUAAGCAAGACAGAGUAUUUAAGGAAGAAAAACCAGAAGUCCCAGGAAGAAUUUUAAUAAGCAGCAUCAUGUUCUCUGAAAGGACCAACUAAAUCUUCUCCAAAGCUAAGAACUGAAACUACUCUGGUAAAGCUAAAUAUUCUCUUUAUCAUCAUCACUUGUAAAAAAAACAAGCAAUGCCACCCCAAGUGCAAACACGAAUGAAUGCCACUCCAAAAGUGGUCCAAGGGGACUUGAAGAGCUUGGCACCCAACGUGAGAAACUUCAUUGAAAGCAAUGCCAAGCUGUGCCAACCAAAGGCCAUCCAUAUCUGUGACGGAUCAGAGGAUGAGAACAAAAAGAUCUUGGAGCUGAUGGUGGAACAAGGCAUGAUCAAGAAGCUUAAGAAAUAUGAAAAUUGCUGGUUAGCUUGCACAGAUCCAAGGGACGUGGCCAGAAUUGAAAGCAAAACUGUAAUUGUGACUCCAGAGCAGCGAGACACCAUCCCGAUCCCCAAAAGUGGAGUGAGCCAGCUGGGACGAUGGAUGUCGGAGGAAGACUUUGAGAAAGCCUUCAGAAUCAGAUUCCCUGGGUGCAUGGAAGGUCACACCAUGUAUGUCAUUCCAUUCAGCAUGGGACCGAUUGGUUCUCCUUUAUCCAAGUUUGCGAUUGAGCUGACUGAUUCGCCUUAUGUGGUGGCCAGUAUGAAAAUUAUGACUCGUAUGGGAACAUCUGUCCUAGAGGCUCUGGGUGAUGGAGAAUUUGUAAAAUGCCUCCAUUCGGUUGGGUGCCCUUUACCCUUAAAAAAGCCUCUAGUGAAUAACUGGCCAUGCAAUCCAGAUAUGACGUUGAUUGCUCACAUCCCUGAUCACAGGGAGAUCAUUUCAUUUGGAAGUGGCUACGGUGGAAACUCCCUUCUAGGAAAGAAGUGCUUUGCUCUCAGGAUUGCCAGCAGGAUUGCCAAGGAAGAAGGUUGGCUUGCAGAGCACAUGCUGAUUUUAGGAAUCACAAAUCCAAAAGGUGAAAAAAAAUACUUUGCAGCAGCUUUUCCUAGCGCAUGUGGAAAAACCAACCUGGCUAUGAUGAAUCCAUCUUUGCCAGGGUGGAAAGUGGAAUGUAUUGGAGACGAUAUUGCUUGGAUGAAAUUCGAUGACAAAGGUAAUUUAAGAGCCAUCAAUCCAGAGAAUGGCUUUUUUGGAGUUGCUCCUGGAACCUCUAUGAAAACCAACCCCAAUGCUAUGAAGACAAUAAAAAAGAAUACCAUCUUCACCAAUGUAGGAGAAACUACUGAUGGAGGCAUAUAUUGGGAAGGUAUUGAUCAGGAGCUUCCAUCAGGAGUCACACUCUUAUCUUGGAAAAAGAAAAAAUGGACUGCCGAGAAUGAGGAGCCUUGUGCUCAUCCCAAUUCCCGAUUCUGCUGUCCGGCUAGCCAGUGUCCUAUCAUUGAUCCUGCCUGGGAAAAUCCAGAAGGAGUCCCAAUUGAAGGCAUCAUAUUUGGAGGACGGAGACCUGAAGGUGUGCCUCUAGUUUAUGAGGCUUUUAACUGGCAGCACGGAGUAUUCAUUGGUGCAACAAUGAGAUCAGAAGCAACAGCCGCUGCUGAAUAUAAAGGAAAGAUCAUCAUGCAUGAUCCUUUUGCCAUGAGACCUUUCUUCGGGUACAACUUUGGCCAAUAUCUUUCCCACUGGCUCAGCAUGGCACAUCGGCCUACAGCAAAACUUCCAAAGAUCUUCCAUGUCAACUGGUUCCGGAAAGAUGAGCAAGGGAGAUUCCUUUGGCCUGGCUUCGGUGAGAACGCUCGGGUGCUGGAAUGGAUGUUUAACCGCAUCCAGGGAGAAGACUGCGCACAGCUGACAGCCAUUGGCUAUGUCCCCAACGACACAGGAUUGAAUUUGAAAGGCUUGGAAAGGGUCAGCCUCCAGAAACUGUGUGACAUUUCCAAGGAGUUUUGGGAAAAGGAGGUAGAAGAAAUCAAGAAAUAUUUUGCAGAGCAAGUGAAUGCCGAUCUCCCGUAUGAGAUGGAAAGAGAAGUUAUUGCAUUAGAGCAGAGAAUUAAGCAACUGUAACCUUAACUGGACACCGUAGAUGGUACUUUGGAAAGAAAUGUCCAGCUUUUCUAGACACUAGGCCUAGAAGUGCAGUAAAAUAGUAGCAAUCACAGUUAUGGCCAGAAGUAUCACUUGUGCAGUUUGAUUGGAGAAGACCUCUUCAGGUCAUUGAAAUAGUUGAAGCUGCUUAAUUACCUGAAAAGCAUUUGAAGCAAUGAUUGUAGAGCUGAUCAAGCCUUAUUGCUUCAUAAAAUAAAUGAAAUAAUCAGAGCUAUUGCUUGAUAAGCUAAUCUGCUUCCACUGCUAAGUGUUGCACUCACACGUCAAGUAAGCUAUUCCAGAAUAGCUGUGGUUGUCCUAUAACUCUUCCCUGUGUGAAUUCCUCUCAUCCUCUGUCACUAUUCAUUGUAGGAUGUAGAGUUUCUGUACUUCAGUAAGCAGGAGGCGAAAGUCUAAAAGCCACUCAGCCCAGCAGCUGUCGUUCAAAUUUGCAACAGCACUAAGGUGGUGAUAAUGAUAUAAUCCAUAAUAUAAUGAUGAUAUCUUCACUCACUUACUUGUCUUCUGGUACCAUAUUAAAGUGACCUUGAAGAGAGCCAACUGUUCCUCGUCAUAAUGACAUUCUUUGUUGUAUAUGUAGUUAAUAAUACUGAAUAAAGACUUGUAGACGACUGCAUUGUUGGAGCAACAGAUGAGGGACCAUCAGAAGAAAUAAUUAGCAACUAGGGUAUUUUGAAAAAAUAAAUACAUUCAAGAAAUUACUGCUCCAUUGUGUCACACAGAAAAGCUGUUUGUAUGCAAAAUAAUAUUUUCUAUGUGCCUUCAGUUUUGUAUUGUAAUUCUGUCCUGUAUAGAGGAUCCUGUUAUAACUCCAGAAUAAUAAUAAAAAAUAA
Molecule: messenger RNA, 3151 nt
Organism: Crotalus tigris (Tiger rattlesnake)
Lineage: Eukaryota; Metazoa; Chordata; Lepidosauria; Squamata; Viperidae
Gene: PCK1
Product: phosphoenolpyruvate carboxykinase 1
Exons: 10
Coding region: 408-2276 (622 amino acids)
Biological process (GO): cellular response to glucose stimulus; gluconeogenesis; response to starvation
Cellular component (GO): mitochondrion; cytosol
Molecular function (GO): GTP binding; phosphoenolpyruvate carboxykinase (GTP) activity; manganese ion binding
Source: RefSeq, a predicted model, not a curated record